Messenger RNA from Funneliformis mosseae, 1926 nucleotides. Lineage: Eukaryota; Fungi; Glomeromycota; Glomeromycetes; Glomerales; Glomeraceae. The record is from the annotation of a GenBank genome assembly.
AUGUUUAUUACAAUAUAUGAUAUUGUUGUGUUUUUCUUUAGUGUGGUCUUGGACAAUUUUUUCAGAGAAAUCAAAUCACGAGGAUCACAUAAGAUUCCUAUGGAAGGUCCUGUGAUUUUCGUUGCUGCACCUCAUGCAAAUCAGUUUGUUGAUCCACUGAAUUUGAUGAUGAAUACCAAGCGCAGAGUUUCAUUUUUAAUUGCAGAAAAGUCCAUGAAACGUAAAUAUAUUGGAGCCAUGGCCCGUGCUGUUCAUGCAAUUCCCGUAGCAAGACCACAUGAUUUGGCCAAGCAAGGAAUAGGGAAAAUUCAUUUGGUUGACAGAAAAACUGACCCUUUACGUAUUACAGGGGUUGGAACUGAAUUCACAAAACAAUUUAAAGUUGGCUUUCAAAUUGCACUUCCUAAUGAUCGUGGAUCAUCUGAAGUUACUAAAGUAAUAUCAGAUACAGAACUAUUGAUCAAAAAAGAAUUUAAAGAUUUGAACGCUUUAGAAAUGUUAACAAAUCCUGAAGGAACUUCAUUCAAGUGUUUGCCUCAUGUUGAUCAAAGCCAAGUGUAUAAAUCCGUCUUUGAGACAUUAAAUGCAGGAAAUUGUAUUGGAAUCUUUCCUGAAGGUGGAAGUCAUGAUAGGACAGAAAUAUUGCCAUUAAAAGCUGGCGUUACAAUUAUGGCUCUUGGAGCAAUGGCUGCAAACCCAAAGUUGGAUGUGAAGAUUGUACCAUGCGGUUUAAAUUAUUUUCACGCUCAUUCUUUCCGUUCACGAGCUGUUGUAGAAUUUGGCACCCCUAUCUCAAUAUCACCCGAAUUAGUUGAAAAGUAUCGUAAAGGUGGAGUGGAAAAGAGAGAAGCAUGCGGAAAGUUGUUAGAUAGUAUUUAUACGGCUUUGAGAUCUGUUACAGUGAAUACACCAGACUAUGAAACUUUAAUGGUUAUUCAAGCUGCACGACGUUUAUAUAACCCUGAACAUCAUAAACUUGAACUAUCAGAUGUUAUUGAAUUGAAUCGUCGGUUUGUUGCUGGUUAUAUGAAAUUUAAAGAUGAUCCACGUGUAAAGGAAAUGAAUGAAAAGGUAAUGGCAUAUAAUCAAUUACUGAAAUAUCAUGGUUUGAAGGAUCAUCAGGUUCAUAGAACAGCGCUUGGAGGAAUAAGAGCCUUUACCCUGUUGAUAUACAGAUUACUUGUCUUGAUAAUAUGGGCUAUUAUCGGCUUUCCUGGUUUCAUAUUAAAUAUUCCAUUAAUAACUAUAACCCGUGUCAUAUCCGCAAAAAAGGCAAAAGAGGCUUUAAAGUCAUCCACUGUCAAAGUAGCUGGUCGUGAUGUACUAGCAACUUGGAAACUUCUUGUUGCUCUUGUUGUCAUGCCUAUUUUAUAUGGAUUUUAUACCUUUGUAACGUUAUCAUUAGCCUAUAAAUAUGAUUGGAAUAUAUUACAACUUCAUUGGUGGACUCCUGUGGUUGGUUGCUUACAUUUAUCGAUACGUGAACAAUUAUCAUAUGAUCUUACAGAUCUUAUUAAUGAACUUGGACCCAAAGUGUUUCCAGAUUUUGAUAAUUCACGUCUUGUAAGAGAAUUGAAGAAAAUUUUUGAUUGGUCAAGAGCAGAUGAUUCAGAUUAUGAUGAUGUAUUCUUUUUUCUUGACAAGCAGCAUGGAAAUGUAGUAGGAAGAAGUAGAAAUUCAAGCGGACAUAGUAGUACUAGAACUCGUAGUCGUGCAAGUUCGUUCAAUUCUAAUGUAUUAAGUGAAGGUAGUACACGUAAUAGUGGAGGCUUUCGAGUUGAUGCAUUCACAGAAUUAUCAAAAGAUAAAGCAUUUUCAGAGGUAAACAAAAGACCAACGUCUAUACCAAAAGUUGAAAUAAAUGAUUAUGACGAUGAUUCAGGAUAUCAUGGGGAUAAAGAGAUUGAACCUAAAAAAAGUGUGUGA